Sceloporus undulatus (fence lizard) is the source of this 5281-nucleotide messenger RNA. RefSeq names its product transmembrane protein 100 (gene TMEM100). The coding region runs from base 2274 to 2678 and encodes 134 amino acids. NCBI's taxonomy places the organism in Eukaryota, Metazoa, Chordata, Lepidosauria, Squamata, Phrynosomatidae. Gene Ontology annotation, biological process: cellular response to BMP stimulus. The record is from RefSeq and is a predicted model, not a curated record. The transcript has 4 exons.
UACAGGGACUCAAGGCGGCUUACAAAUCUAAAACGGUCCAACAGGACAUCAGGUGAACGUUUUGUGUUCAGGAUGCAGAAAACGCCUCUACCUUGUCAUGUGCACACAAGAUCAUGCCUCUUGAUAACAGAUAAGCAUAUGUGACCAUGGGGAUGGUUAUGAUGGGUUGGCUUCUGUGUGCCCAUUACAAACAGUCUGCUUUGAAUAUAACAUCUUCAGUUAUGUUGAUAUAUACUUUAUAUCUUUAAUUCAGACAGGAUGGAGAGAUCAGUGGACAAGCAAUUUGCUGUCCUUCCCUCCCAUGCCCAUGUAUGCAAAUAAUAUUAUUCUUAUUGAGAAUUAAGGCUGCAAGCCUCUACAUGUUGACUUGGAAGUCAGUUCAGUUAAACCCAAAGGGGGAUUACAGCAGAGUAGCAUGCUAAAGAUUAGCCUUUUAUCACUGCUGACAAACUUUGCAGCCAGCAAGGGUUUCCAAACCUUGACUUAUCAGUAUUGCUGCCAACAGCUAGUGUCUUUAAAGAAGGGCCAGGACAGAAGUACGUUCAGAAAUCACACAAUGCACUUUUUAAAGCCCUUUUGCGUUGUCUUAUUGUAGUUACUUAUGGAGAGCAUUGUUAAGUCUCCAUAUGCUCAGUGGCACUCUUGUUGUACUCACUACUUCAAUACUGAAAGCCUGAAAACAAAGUUUUGGAACUGAGUCCUGGUGAGUCAUAGCACAUGUUAAGCCUCUAUUGCUUUUAUUCAUAGCUCUGGGACCAUAAAGACAUUGUGCGAGAUACAUAAGAGCUUGGGAGAUUUGUAGUUUAGUUCAGGCAGAUAAAUGAAGCAUAAUAGGAGAGCACUUGUGAAUAUUUAUUUAUUUAUUGCACUUAUAUCCUGCCUUUCUCUCAGAACGGGAUCCAAGGAGAGUUACGAUAGAUAGUUUAAAAAAACAGUAUCAGCUAAAACAUUGAUUAGAGAAGUUAAAAGAGAAUUAAAUAACAGUGUUAUAAAAAUGUGGGUAAACAAUUAAAAACCCUUAAAACAUAUUUACAGUUUAAUUCAUUUAAAGAUUAAAAGAUUUUUAAAAUAUAGCUCACCACAGUAUACAUACAAUAACUUACGUUACUGAAUGUGUAGUAUCUGAGGAUAGGUCAGAGAAAACAAGAAAAUAGUAGAUUAAUAAACUGGAUAGAUUUAGAAAUGAGCUGAAGACUACAGUAUAUUUUUUUUCAUUGUGGAAGUUGAAAGUAGAGUCAGCAUAGACAAGCAUACGUAAUUAAGAUCUGUGUCCUAACUAGGGGCUCUUUCACACUUGUAGCACAACGAUUCCACCUUAGCUGCCAUGACAACAUGCUAUAGAAUCCUAGAGUUUGCAAUUUGGAGAGUGCCAUUUAGAUUUAUCUUGUGCCUCUCACCAAACUACAAAUCCCAGGAUUCCAUAGUAAUAAUGGUAUAGUAUGAAAGACCCAGGGACAUUUUCCUCUCUCAUCUCUAGUUAAGGAAGUCUAGUACGUCUUUCAAAUACUACAAAACAUGUCAGCGAAAUCCACUUGUUAAUGAAAGUUUGAUUUAUUCUUAUCUUCCAUAUCCUGAGCCUGACCAUCUAGCUCAGGAUGGGAAUUACGUAGACUUCCAAAUACUUCUGGACUACAGCUUCCAGCAUUUCACUCUAUUGGCUUUGCUGGAUAUGGCAUAUAGAAGCUGCAGCCGAGCAACAUGUCUCUACCUAGAGAUGGUGAGGAUUGAAGCUGGGACCUUUUCCAGGCUAAACAUAUGCCCUGUCACCUUCCCUGACUUAGCGGAAGGAAUGUGAGAGACCAGUGCCUGCUCUGAGACCAUUCACUUCUAGGCCCAACUAGAGUAAAAGUUUAGCUUUGGGGGCAUGUGAGAGCCACCAUGGUGUAGUGAUUUGAGCAUUGGACUACGACUCUGGAGACCAAGGUUCAAAUCCCAGCUGAGCUAUGUAAAUCCACUGAGUGACCUCGGGCAAGUCACCCUCUCUCCCAGAAGAUGGCAAUGGCACAGCCUCUCUGCUGAAACUUGAUAGGGUUGCCAUAAGUUGGAAACGACUUGAAGGUACACAUCAGCAAGAAAGUUUCAUGUCACCUCUAUGGUAUUCCAUGAUUCACUGGAGUUGUUCAUUUUUGCUGUUGACUGAUUGGUUUGAGGUGCCCUCUUUGCUCAUUAAAGCGCAAGAUGAUGGAUUUCCUACUGAUGAGUUGAUGCAACUGAAGCCACAUCCAGUCUAGCCUCCUCAUUGACUUAAGAAACCUCCAUCUAAAGGUUGCAAAAUGACAGACGAGCCUAUCAAAGAGAUCUUGGGGGGUUCCAAAUGUCCCCAGUGUGCGACACUGGAGAAAAUCAACAACAAUGACUGCAGGGUCACCACUGUCCCACUGGUGAGUGAAUGCCAGCUGACAGCCGCCACGGGGGGAGCAGAACUCUCCUGUUACCGUUGCACUGUCCCAUUUGGAGUGGUGAUCCUCAUUGCUGGAGUGGUGGUCACAGCUGUGGCAUACAGCUUCAACUCUCAUGGAUCCAUUAUCUCUGUGCUUGGAUUGUUCUUAUUGUCAUCGGGACUCCUUUUGUUGGCCUCGAGCGCACUGUGCUGGAAAAUCAGACAACGGAACAAGAAGGGAAAGAGGCGUGAGAGCCAGACAGCUCUAGUGGCAAAUCAGAGGAGCCUCUUUGCUUAAAAACUGCAAGUGAAAAGAAAUAAGCAAGAGCAGAGGAUUAUUUGAUAAAAGCAUCUAUUUAUUUGCAGUUGGGCUGCUGGGUCAUUGAAGAAUGGCUGAAGUGGAUUAUAAAUGAGAGCUAAAAACCUGUGGAAAGUUCAGGGGUCUUCACUAUCUAUUUUGUCACAAAAACUUCUCAAGAUGCUCUGAUAUUCUGGGAUUUUAUUUUUUUCUGACAAAUUAUUUUUACUUGUUUCAUUUACCCCAGUAAGCAUUACGAAGUUUGAAUGUUGAUGUUUUCACACUCUUACAAGAAAAUCAAGCCCCAUUCAGUGGUUUAUAGUGCAAGAGAGGCCAAAUCUCCACAUGAGAGUGCCUACACAGAAAAUGAACAAAACAUUAUGGUGAAAGAUAGCAGUGGCCAACUGAUAACAAGCAUUUUUAAGAUUGACUUUAGGUCAUAGAAAGAAGGUAAUGUGCAGUAAAACUAUCAUGUGGGAGAACUGUAGAAGUAAUAUGCAUGCAAGUCACAAAUAGCUACAUUUAACAUUCUUCCCCUGUCUUCUGUAAAAAAAACUUGGGGAGAAGUUUACAUAGGUCAUUUUCUUCAUGGCAAAGAGUCAUUGAGAGAGAUCUCUUCUAUGUCUUACAAUUACCAUUUCAGUAGCUUGUGAUGGUGAAUUCUGUACACUACUGAAAAGAAGUGGUCAAAGAAGGGGUAUAGUACUCCCCUCACCAGCUGUCUCUCUGUUGCAAAUUAUCCUAAGGAAAAAUGGCCUUUGGUCUUUUGUUACAGGUGACAUGUCAUGUGUAAUAUAUAGAUCCAGCUUAGGGGGCAAUCUUCUGAAAUUAAAAAUAACAGUUUAUUACAAUGACAUGUUAAUUGUGUGAUCAUUUGGUUUAUAUAGAAGGAAAUCAAAAAACCUCCUUGCCUCCCAUCGCUAGAGAAAGCAGCCUUGAAAUCUUGUAUUUCCCCUACUGCUCUUCCAACACAGGAAGAAGUUGGUAUGCUAUCCUCUCCCCAAACUUUUUUUGUCUUCUAAAGCAGUGGUUCCCAACCUGUGGGACGGGACCCCUUUGGGGGUUGAAUGACCCCUUCAUGGGGGUCGCCUAAGACCACUGGAAAACACCUAUUUAAUUACAGUUAUGAAGUAGCAACGAAAAUAAUUUUUUGGGUUUGGGUCACCACAACAUGCGGAACUGUAAUAAAGGGUCGCGGCAUUAGGAAGGUUAGGUAUCACUGUUCUAAAGUAUUAUCAAAUUCUUGGACAGUGUUGGAGAAGAAUGUGAGGAAAAUCAAGGGAAUGAUUCAAACACACCAAAAAGUGUCAGGAGCCUACUCCAAAGUCAUGUUCACUAAGUGCUUCAUGAUGCUGGUUUGGUUUCUUUUUCAAGACGAGAAGCCUAGAUGUGGCUUUGAUUGACAUAGCACUGUUUAUUUUUAUUUUUUUUAAAAGAAACUGUGAUAGUUGUAUCAGCCAGUACAUGGAUAUCAGCUCAGCUCUUGAUUUUGUUCCUAUAAUGUUCCUAUUAUCUGUGGUACUUUUUUAAAAAAAAAAGUAAUAUUGAACACAUUAUUAUUAUUAUUAUUAUUAUUAUUAUUAUUAUUAUUAUUAUUGGGGCUGUUAUUGCUUAUACACAGAUUGCUCUAUGUACUUAUUUGCCUAAAGUCAACUGCAAGGUAUGUGUAGAGCUCAAAAUGUGCCUCCCCUUUCCUUUUGAUAAAUGUAACUAUUAUAAUGCUGUCAUACUUAGCACUUUGGGGUGGUUUUGAUAUUGAAAUCUGGGUUUUUAGACAUUGUACCCUUCAUUUUGAAAUAAUAAACAACCCUUGCUGCUAGAGCUUUAGAAAAUGAAAUCAAUUCAAUUCUGAGCUAGAGUUGUUUGCUUUGGAUCCAUUGCAGAAGAACGGUGUAUGCUCAUAUGAUGGUAAAUGCACAGACAUAGCCAGAGCCUGCUUACCUUCCAAAAUUAAAUAACAGGUGUGUUCAGACUGGUAUGGUAUCUAAUGCAUGAAUCAUUCUAUAGCAGGGGUGGAAAAUACAGUGGACCCUUGUUAUAUGCUGCGGUUUGUUUCCAGUAUCCCCCAGGUAUAACAAUCCCUGUAUGCUCUAGUCCCAUUAAAUAUAAUGACAUAGCAAAAUGGUGUCCUUUAUAAAAAAUGGAACAUCAAGGUUUGAUAUUUGAAAUAUAUACUUUUUAAAAACAUUUUCAAACUGUGGAUGCUUGAAUCCGUGUAUUAAAAAAUACAUGUAUAAGAAGGUCUGACUGUAUGUGCAUCAUUCCAGAUGCAUUUAACUUCAGAUCCCAUGAUCUCUUACCCUUGGCUGUGCUGGCUAUGGUAGUUCAGAGCUAUAAUUCCAGGACAUUUUGAGGGUUGUGAAGUCCUCAUCCCUGUUCUGUAAAAGGAAGAAAGUAUGUCAUUCAUUGAAAUCAAGGACAAUUGUGGAUAGAUUUUACAGGUAAUAUUUUUAAGACAUAAGGUCCAUAUAAAGAUGUAGACUUUAUUGUGUCGCAAGAAACUUUUUGAUGCACUAAUCACUUUAAAAAGGAAAUUUUGCAGAGAGUUGUUCUAUUUGGGGAGUGUAAUCAUAAUUUAAUAAAAUUUGCACUUUUCAGAUUUA